AUGGUGAAUCAUCAUCAUACACGGUUCCUCACGAUGAUGACACUUGUCCUUUCCGUAUCGACUAUUCUGUUGUUAGGAAGUGUUUUCAGCACUGGGCACACAGUCUCGGCUCAGGAACGUCCUUGCUCCUCUUCAAAUAUUACAUUAUUGCAUUGGAAUGGUACAGAUGCCUCGUUUUUGAAUGGGGUAUAUCCAAUUUAUUUCCCUCAAUUACCAACUCUCCAAUUUUUAAUUGAUGUCGACGGUGCUUCUCAACCUUUGCCAAAUAAUGACCCCACAAUCAAUGAUACAUUUAAGGGAACGACCUUUACCAUGAUGUAUCAUGUGGUGAAAAAUCAAGAGGACAAACAUUUUUACAAGACUGUUUACAUGAUGAACUCGAGAUUGGGCUCCAAUAAUAUUCAGAAAUUAAUGGACUGCAAUAUCAAUGUGACCAAGACGGGCAUGCCAUAUUGUGACCGAGUAAUCAUGCUUCCAAAUACUGUCGUGAAUCAAAAUUCCAAGAGACAAUACUUCUUGUGGAGUGUAAUUGCUGGUCGGCAAUAUGGAGAACAAAAUGGUGCGCUCAGUUCCAAAGUGAUUCCAUAUUUAUAUAUUGUGGAUGCGACUAAUUAUGCUCUUCGUCCAAACGUCACCGAUGCCAUUGCUACUUUCCCAAUUAUAAUUAACAAUGUUGACAAGGAUCCUGUUUAUUCAAGCAAAACUGGUAACUCGAUCGGUUUUGAAACUCUCACCUCUGCCAAUGCAGUCACAUCCGAUAUUUUCUACAAGCCCAUUCUCAUGCUUGACAUUGUGAACCCAGUUUCAAAUCAAAACGAGUUAUUGGUAUUGCACAAAUCUGAUGCAAAUGCUAUUCGUAUUUUGAGAUUGACCCCAUUCCAUGAAUCAUUCGCAGUGACAUCGAGUCUUUUAUUAGUUCCUUCCAUUGUUGGUGACGGACUCAGUGGAACUGUCUAUGCCAAUAACGUGAAAUUCCUCUAUAGCACUGCUAGAAAACAAAUUCAUGUCUACUUUACCUUAUUCAGAGAACAACAAGCUGCAUUUGAAAAAUUCCACAACCUUGCCCACAAUACGAACAUCCAAUUCCCAUCACAAGAAAGUGUCAAAUUUGUAAAUGUUCUCAUGACCCUUGACGCAUCCUCCCUAGAUAGUCUUAAGGUUGUAAAAAUCGUUCAACUCUUCACUAGUACUGAGAGAACCAUUGAUCUCUUCUCGAAUGACAAGAUGAAGGUUUGGCGUAUCAAUGACAUGACAUUAUCGGGAAGUAAUGAUCAAUAUCUCAUUCUUGUGGGUACUACCGUCUUCUCCGAAGAGGGAGAAACUGAUAAGAAUGCCUUUAUUUAUUCUGUCCACUUGGACGACUACAAACCAUUCCCAACCUCAAAAACCACUGCCGAACAAUUCUCUCUUGUCAACAUUGAUGAUGUGCAAAUUUCCAAUUCUGAGGCCCUUACUGUGAGUGCCAAUUUUUAUGGUUACAACGACACCAUUGCAGUCGGUUCCAUUGUUCGAACCAAGAAAGAUGGAGCUCCAUUCUAUGAAGAACCAGAGCUGUCAGGCUAUGUGCACUUGUAUAGCGUCUCCAAUCUUGAGUCACCUCUUGGUUACAAACAAAUGAGACCCAAUCAUGGUGUUGUUCGUACCUUUAAGGUUGAAUUGUAUCCAACUUCACACGAACAAAAUUAUGAACAUCUCUUCAUGGCAUGGAACAUGAAGGGGGAAGGAGCAGCCAUUUCAACCCUCUCCUUCUCGUGUACUCCUAAAAUUGUGAGAGAAGGCUGGGAAUACAUGUUGAUUGGAGUUUUUGGAGGAGAAUUUGUGCUUUGUGCCUUGAUUGGUGCUGCUUACUUUGCAUACAAGAAGUUGAGAGCUAAAUUCUCAAAGCAACGCGAAGGAUCAGACUUUGAACGUAUUUAA
Molecule: messenger RNA, 1917 nt
Organism: Naegleria fowleri
Lineage: Eukaryota; Heterolobosea; Eutetramitea; Acrasida; Naegleriidae
Exons: 1
Coding region: 1-1917 (638 amino acids)
Source: RefSeq, a predicted model, not a curated record